AAGUCUUUCAAAACGUCCCCCCUCCCCCCCCCAAUCCCUGUCCCCUCACCGAAAAGGAUGAGCAGCUCCAACAACAGGGCGUCCGGCCUCGACUCCAAGGACAACAACACCAAGAAGAAGAAGAAGACGUCGUCGUCGUCGUCGACCUCCUCCUCCUCCUCCUCCAUUACCACCAGCACCACCACCACCACGAAGAAGAUGAUGGUGUUGGCGGGGUCGACGACGAAGGUGACCACCACCACCACCGUGGCCACCGCCACCUCGGGCUGCGCGCUGAACCGGCUGAAGAGCAGGAGGAACCCGGAGCCCCAGAAGGACGAGCUGCGGUUGACCACCGAGGAGGAGCUGCUCCAGAGGGACUUCAUCACCCCGGUCAAUGUCCUGGGCCUGCAGAGGGUCACCGAGAACUAUUUGUGCAGACCUGAAGACAAUGUUUUUGACAUUGAUUUUAUAAGAUUUAAGAUUCGAGAUAUGGAAACGGGGACUGUUUUGUUCGAGAUUGCCAAGCCAUCAUCCUCAGAAACUGAAGAGCAGGACGAGGAGGAGAAUGGAGAGGUGGAUUCCAGUGCUGGGCGUUUUGUUCGUUAUCAGUUCACUCCUGCCUUUUUGAAGCUAAGAACAGUCGGUGCAACGGUAGAAUUUACAGUGGGAGAAAAGCCUAUAAAUAACUUCCGGAUGAUUGAACGACAUUACUUCAGAGAACAGUUGCUGAAAAGCUUCGAUUUUGACUUUGGAUUUUGUAUUCCGAACAGCAAGAACACAUGUGAACAUAUAUACGAAUUCCCUCAGCUUUCAGAAGAUACUAUCACCGAGAUGGUGGAGACUCCGUACGACACACGAUCAGAUAGUUUUUACUUUGUGGACAACAAGCUGAUCAUGCACAACAAGGCGGAUUAUGCAUACAAUGGAGGACAGUAACGCAACUGUGUUGUGACGUGUAUAUUCCCAACCAUCAGCACUGUCACUUGUCUAAGCCUGCUGUUAACGAGGAGAAGAGUAGCCACCUGACUGUGAAUUCAUUGUUUUUUUUAUCACUUCAGUGCAUUCUGCAUUCGAUUCCAAGUACCAGUGACCGAGACAAUUGGGUGGGGGAAGGGGGGCGGGCAGGGGCUCAAUUCGACUCGUGUAUUUCAUUCGCAUACUGAAUGUAACCAUUAAUUAUACCCAAGACGAAUGCGUAGCUGUGAUGAAAGAUUAAUUAGAAAUGGGACCUAAGUUUCCAUGUACAGGAAGAUUCACAUGGCUGUGGAUGAAUGUGGCCUUGCACUAUGUUCUCUAUUCUAAUAUGUGAGGGUGGCACAGGUGGUUAUUGAUUAGAGGACCAAAUUAUUCAACGUUCUAAAGACUUCCUUUCAACAAAAAAGGGCGCAAAGUUCACAUUUUUGUUACAGUAGACUUCAGUUUACUCGGUGACCAUACUGAAGUGCUUAAAAUCUGCUCUUUCAGCAGAAUGAAGAAAUGGAUCUGAAUCCCAAGACUUGAACUUGGUGGGGGGGGGGAAAGAAAAAAAAAAUGCUUCUUGACUGUUACACUUGUAUGCUGAUUAACAGCUUUACUAGGUCAGCCCAGUGGAGGCGAUGUAAGGUGUUUUUAUUUAAACGGUUUAAAAAAUAUUGUUGGGGGGGGCGGGGGGGAAAAACACAGGUCUGUUUUUGUACUUCAGUCUCAGGCUUCACACUGACCAGCUGAAUGCUUCAUUUUGAACAGGAUCCUGUAGUAACCAGGUGCGUUUUUUCAUGGUACAAAUCUGAAGCUGCACAGGACAAAUUACCCCAUAGAAUUUAUGGAAGAACUUAGUUUUGGCAUACUUUUAACGGUUAGAGUCUAACCCAUUGUGUAGAAAGUUCCAUUAUAUUGAGAGCUUGUUCUUGCCUUGCUACUGAUCUUGACCUGCAAAUAAACUGCAAUACUUCUGAGUUGUCAUUUAAAUGUAGAUGUCUAAACUAAAAAAAACUUAGAAUUUAUUUCGCAUCACAACCCCCUUAGGAAGUAGUAUUUAUUAACUCUUUGUUUGUACUUUACCUGACAAAAUCCUUCUGUUUAAUCACAAGAGAUGAUGCAGCAGUGUUUACAAGCCAGAAGCUUAACAUAAGGGGACACACAACACUCCUGCCAGGAAAUUGGUCUGAGAUUGCAAAAGCUGACAUUGUAUUUUUGGUCUGCAAUUUGAAUGUGAUUGACACUGUGUGACAUUGACAUGAUUGAAUGUAUUUGCCAAUGUCAUAAACUGAUUAGGUUUUUGUUUCUGGUAGGAAAUGUACUGCUUUCCUUCUGUUAAACAUACCAUUAGGUCAAACAUGUAAUUCUGGGUUUCUCUGGCUCUUCCUGCUUCACCUGGGGAAAAAAUGCAAAGCAUUUAAUUAACGCACCCUUGUAUGAUUAUCUCCCUAUCAUAUCUGGUGUUCACUUAUGCCUAAAACUUAACAUUGCAAGCGUUGAACAUUUCUUUUCUCUGCAGUGUCAGCAUAGAUUGCUCUCCAUUGCUCUUAAGAGCUUAACUUGGCUUGGCGAGCUUGUUAUGGGUUUUAACAGACUGGUGAUUAGACUUUUGCAGCGUUUGUGCUUUUGAGAAGAGGAUUGCACAUUGAAACACCAAUCACUAAAUAUUUAAGAUCCACAAGCAUGUUGCACUGAUGGUAUUCCUAAACACUGGGUUGAUAGCAGAAUCUGCCUUGUAAAGCAAUUCAUUAAUCAAUCAAUCAAAAGCCACUGCUUUGGGUCGAGUAUAAAGCCAGAGUCUGAUGAUGUGAACUGCCUUUUUAUAUUGCAAAUUACCUACAUUAGUUCCAGGUCAAAGAUGACUUGUUGGAUUAGUAUUCUUAGAGUAUAUGAUUUGGUACUUAGCAAACUUUUUUUAAAAAAUAAAAUCUUGGAGCAUAUUGAUGAAGCAAUUCUAUAUUAAUGCUUGUUCCUGGAUCUCA
Molecule: messenger RNA, 2921 nt
Organism: Callorhinchus milii (elephant shark)
Lineage: Eukaryota; Metazoa; Chordata; Chondrichthyes; Chimaeriformes; Callorhinchidae
Gene: unc119b
Product: unc-119 homolog 1
Exons: 5
Coding region: 58-918 (286 amino acids)
Biological process (GO): nervous system development; cilium assembly; lipoprotein transport
Cellular component (GO): cilium
Molecular function (GO): lipid binding
Source: RefSeq, a predicted model, not a curated record